AUGUCUGUCAGUGAUCGACCUAUAUCACCGCCUCAAGCGCAUCGACCCUCCACUGCCACCAGCCAAGGCUCCACCAUCCGAGAUUUCGUGCGAGAUGAUGACACACUAUCAGGUAUUGAUCCGGAUCAGACAGACGCUCGACCACUGGAAGAAGAUGGCAUUUCGUUCCAGUCUCAAGACACGCUUGACUCGAAUCAGAAGGCAUUCCAGUUCAGCUUUAUUGAAAAAUUUGUCCACCCGCACCAGAAAAAUGGGCCACAGCAGCAACAAGAGCAGCAUCAGCAAACGAUCAAAGUGCCUGGCCAGGAACGCAUCACCAUUGUAGAAGAUGCGCCCUUUCACCGAAGUGAUGAUCAUCAUCAACAACAACAGCAACAGCAGCAGAAUACAAACACGAGUCAUCCCUGGAUUGCCCGUAUUAAGAAAUCAAAGAUUUUCAGAUGGAUUCUCAAGCAAUGCACGGCUACUGAUAACAGAUAUGCAUUUCAAAUGGGCGUUGCCUUUACAUUAGCGGCUUUACUGGUCAUCAUAGGCCCUGUGUCAGAUAUAUUUCCUAACGUAUUUUGGGUUGGUGUAUCCGUGGUUACUGUGCUGGAUAAUACAGUAGGUGGGUUCUUGAACCUCAGCAUUCAGCGCCUACUGGGGACACUGAUUGGUGGUGGAUUCAGUAUUGUCGUCAUGACCAUCACAAGAGCCAUCUUUCAUCCACGAUGGGAGUGGGAUGCUGCACUCUUGUUGGGGUUCUUGAUGUUUAUCCAGGUAUUUUGCAUUGCCAAACUAAAGAUGAUGCCCAACAUGGCCUAUGCUGGCAGUAUUGGUCUGCUCACUACAUGUAUCAUCUUAUUAUCCGGGUACUCUGAUCUCAUUCAUGACAGACUAUCUUAUGCAGCAGAGCUAGGGGCAUGGAGAACGCUUAAUCUUAUUAUCGGUAUAGUGAUAUCUCUACUUGUAUCAUUGCUAGUGUUCCCCCUAAAAGCCAGCAGUGUUAUGCGCAAGAAUCUCGGAAAGGCGCUAGAGGAUGCAGCAGACUUGUAUGAGAAAUCAUCUGCAUAUUAUCUAGACUUUAGUGGCCACACUACAGCUGCAGUGGACGAGUCACUUUCAUCUACGAUUGCACGUCGACUGCCAGCAGAGAUGAUAGCAGAAGCGAAUGCACAGCAAUUGUCCAUCACAGACAUUCUGACCAGAACAUUUUCGACACAACCGCCCGAGACCAGCGCUGUAGACACGCAGCAGCAGCUACGUCAACAGAUCGAUGAAAUCAACAAGUUUUGGAUGCAUGACUCUAUUACGAAUAUCAGCAAUCAGGCAUUUGGCGUGCUGGCCAAACUGCAAGUUGAAGCGACUCGUCUACGCAAUGUCUCCAACGAGUACUAUUUCCAGAUUAUAUUCCACAUCUUUGGCGGCGGCAGAGAGAGAUGCAAACGAGAUAUGCGACGAGCCAAGCGAUACAACGAUGCUAUUGAAGCCAUGAAGCGCGUGGUAUGGCCGUUGGUGUCAUUUAGAUUGUUGCUGCCCUUGAUCAGUCUUAGUCAGACGGCCAAUCGAUUGGAUGAAUUGACCGGCGCUAGGCCCCUCCAUGGAUCGCCCACAUCACCAGACUCAAUUACGCUGCAGGAGCGCAUCACACCUACCAGAGAGACAUUGGACAGCUUCCACGAUAGUUUGGCCGUAAUGCUUCGUCUUGGAAAGAUACUCAAGGACCAUAGAAAGUCAUUGAGCGAGUUCCCUGACGACUGGCUUGACAUUGAUCGCAUGGUCACUGCUGGCAAUCUGCAUAUACAGCGAGAACUGAAGCUUAUUAUCAAGGUGGCCAUGUACACACAUAAUACGGAUGGUCUUAAAUUGUUGUCCUAUUAUGGAUUUCUGGUCAGAUGUUCGAUGAUUUGGGAUGGCCUCAAGACGGUGGUAGAGAAGCUCAGUCCUCUGAACGGAUCCCUCAGUCGGGCAUCGAGUAUGGGGCUAGGAACUCCUUUGCCGAACAGAGAGAUGAUGCAUCCUGCCGAGUGA
Mucor velutinosus is the source of this 2010-nucleotide messenger RNA. RefSeq lists its product as uncharacterized. The record is from RefSeq and is a predicted model, not a curated record. NCBI's taxonomy places the organism in Eukaryota, Fungi, Mucoromycota, Mucoromycetes, Mucorales, Mucoraceae. The transcript is spliced from 5 exons. Bases 1 to 2010 code for a protein of 669 amino acids. Gene Ontology annotation, biological process: malate transport.